GCAGCUCAAGAAAUUAGACGAAGACAGUUUAACCAAACAACCUGAAGAAGUGUUUGAUGUAUUGGAGAAGCUUGGAGAAGGGUCCUAUGGCAGUGUGUUCAAAGCCAUUCAUAAAGAAACGGGUCAAGUUGUUGCAAUUAAGCAAGUUCCUGUGGAAUCUGACCUGCAAGAGAUUAUAAAGGAAAUAUCCAUAAUGCAGCAAUGUGACAGUCCUCAUGUGGUGAAAUAUUACGGCAGCUAUUUUAAGAACACAGACCUGUGGAUAGUCAUGGAAUACUGCGGCGCUGGAUCUGUGUCUGAUAUUAUUCGAUUACGAAAUAAAACUCUCACAGAGGAGGAAAUUGCUACAAUAGUGCAGUCAACACUGAAAGGACUGGAGUACCUGCAUUUUAUGAGGAAAAUACACAGGGACAUCAAAGCUGGAAAUAUAUUGCUAAAUACAGAGGGACAUGCUAAACUUGCAGAUUUUGGAGUGGCAGGACAACUUACAGACACCAUGGCAAAGCGGAACACAGUUAUAGGGACCCCAUUUUGGAUGGCUCCAGAAGUGAUUCAAGAAAUUGGGUAUAAUUGUGUUGCAGACAUCUGGUCCCUGGGAAUCACUGCAAUAGAAAUGGCUGAAGGCAAACCACCAUAUGCAGAUAUUCAUCCUAUGAGGGCAAUUUUCAUGAUUCCUACCAAUCCACCUCCGACAUUCCGGAAACCAGAGCUCUGGUCAGACAAUUUUACAGACUUUGUAAAACAGUGUCUUGUUAAGAGCCCGGAGCAGCGUGCCACUGCAACACAGCUUCUGCAGCAUCCAUUUGUUAAAAGUGCCAAAGGAGUGUCAAUUCUGCGAGACUUGAUUAAUGAAGCAAUGGAUAUCAAGCUGAAACGUCAAGAGGCACAACAGCGUGAACUAGAUCAAGAUGAUGAAGAAAAUUCAGAAGAAGAUGAAAAUGAUUCGGGUACCAUGGUGAGGGCAAGCGGAGAUGAAACUGGUACUAUAAGAGCUGUCAACACGAUGAGCGAUGGAGCCAACACAAUGAUAGAACAUGAUGGCACCUUGGAAUCCCAGUUGGGUACAAUGGUCAUAAACACAGAAGAGGAAGAGGAGGAGGGCACCAUGAAAAGGAGAGAUGAAACGUUGCAACCAGCCAAACCAUCAUUCCUUGAAUAUUUUGAGCAGAAGGAGAAGGAGAAUCAAAUCAAUAGCUUUGGGAAGAAUGUGUCUGGCCAGACAAAAAAUUCAUCUGACUGGAAAGUACCACAGGAUGGAGACUACGAAUUUCUAAAGACUUGGAGUGUCGAUGAACUUCAGAGGAGGCUUUCAGCUCUGGACCCCAUGAUGGAGCAGGAGAUUGAAGAAAUACGCCAGAAGUACCAGUCAAAGCGGCAGCCGAUCCUCGAUGCCAUUGAAGCCAAGAAGCGACGGCAGCAGAACUUCUGA
Tauraco erythrolophus (red-crested turaco) is the source of this 1429-nucleotide messenger RNA. The record is from RefSeq and is a predicted model, not a curated record. NCBI's taxonomy places the organism in Eukaryota, Metazoa, Chordata, Aves, Musophagiformes, Musophagidae.